UCAGUUAUUUCUAAUUCUAUACCUUUUAGUGAUAUAAUGAAGUUAAUGCGGAACCCCUCUUUGGUUGAUGAACUUUGUAAGACGGUUGCGGAACAUGUCCGCGCAGAGAUUCCCGUGCCAGUUAAUGCAGUGUGUGGCCUAGAGUCACGGGGUUUUUUGUUCGGUCCUCCAAUAGCAAUAGCUUUGAACGUUCCCUUUAUACCAAUCCGGAAGAAAGGCAAGUUACCUGGGAAGGUACUACAAGCAUCUUAUAAGAAGGAAUAUGGAGAGGAUACUUUGGAAAUGCAAGCAGAUGCUCUCGAUGCGCAGUCGAAGGUUUUAUUGGUUGAUGACCUUCUUGCUACUGGGGGUACUUUAGCAGCUGCUAUCGAAUUAAUAGAAAAAGCUGGCGGUGAAGUUGUUGAGGCAUUUAUUCUUGUUCAACUUACUUACCUUAACCCUUUGGCUCACAUACCAAAGCAUGCGCCUGUAUUCUCUCUAAUCGAAAUUGAUCACCAAUAA
This is a messenger RNA of Enterobius vermicularis (human pinworm), 501 nucleotides long. The record is from the annotation of a GenBank genome assembly. Lineage: Eukaryota; Metazoa; Nematoda; Chromadorea; Rhabditida; Oxyuridae.